AUGUCAAGUUUCAACAGCUCGAGUAUUGAAUUGAAAACCAGUCUCCAAGUUGAGCGACGCGACCGACCUCAAAUCCAAUCCUCAAGACUUUCGAUUUGGGUGUUGAUGCAGACUCAAUCGUUGUCGCUCUAUUUCCUUCUUAUCAGUAUAUUAUUGCUAUGUCCUCAUGGAGCCAGUGCUUCCUUCCGCGGUGACAGGAUCAUCGCCCAGAGAGCGCCUCUCAAUGCCGCAAUAUACUUGUCAGAUACAGAUAUCAAUUCCAGGCCAAGUUCGUCCAUGAACGCACCGAAUUCCGGCUCAAGCUCCUCCACGAACGUGCCAUAUUCUAGUCCAAGUUCCUCGACGGCGACGAGCGCACCGAAUUCCAAUCCAAUUUCCUCCACGAACUCAUUGAGUUCUAGUCCUUCGACUUCAUCAGGAUCGAAUUCCAGUCCAAGUACCUCCACGAACGCACCGAAUUUCAGUCCAAGUUCCUUCGCGACCGCACCGAAUUCUAGUCCAAACACACCGAGUUCUGCUCCAAGUUCAUACAUGAACGGCCCGAUUUCAGCUAAUCCAAAUUCAUACGUGAACGGCCCGAAUACCAAUCCCACUUCAAGCGGUGACUCGGGGCCACAGUGUGGUUUUCACCAGAGCAUGUACCAGAACACCACUGAUGGCGCCGCGCCGGCGAGCACGACUAGCACCGACCAUGGAAUCAAGGUUCCGGACUGUUACCAAGCUCUAGGGCAUCUCUUGCACGAAAGAAAUGGCGCGUCGAUGUUCCGAAUGAAUGGCACCACCAAAAGAAAAUCAUGUGGAACCUGUCGAUUGCUAAUUGAAGGGAACUACACCAAGGAACUCCUCGUCCCCCUCGGCACGGUCAUGUUCGGAACUAACAAGCAAAGAUCGGGUGGUCUAAACGGUCUGUUUAUCUCGUGUCACAAGAGGGGGGGCCAAGUAACCUUACAAGCCGGAGGAAAGUUAAAAACUCCCAUCCGAAUUGAUGUUUCCAAGGCAUCGACCAACCGCAAUUGUUCCCAAAUCGCAUCUUAGGGUAAUGCCGAUUACUCUGAUAAACAGGAUCAUAAUUCACAACAAACGCAGCAUGGGAUAUCGCGGAAAAUUAAAAUUAUUUUAUAGCCAUGUGAUCCGAUCAAUUGUCAAACCAUUCAAG
Puccinia graminis f. sp. tritici CRL 75-36-700-3 is the source of this 1156-nucleotide messenger RNA. RefSeq lists its product as uncharacterized. NCBI's taxonomy places the organism in Eukaryota, Fungi, Basidiomycota, Pucciniomycetes, Pucciniales, Pucciniaceae. The transcript has 4 exons. The record is from RefSeq and is a predicted model, not a curated record. The coding region runs from base 1 to 1035 and encodes 344 amino acids.